AUGAUAAAUAAUGAUAUCAAAUUAUUAUUAACAGAAGAUUUAUCAGCUUAUAAAAUAUCAUUAUUGAUAUUAAUUCAUUUUUAUAUAUUAAAUAAGUUGAAAUCAAGAACUUUAGUCGCGUUGGUGAAAUUAAUCGAGAAUAAAUCUAUACUACAAAAUGAGAACGGUAAUUUAAUUAUAAAUCCUACUUUACUAGACUUAUGUAAAUUCAUAAAUUAUGAUGAUCAAAUUGAAAAACAAUUACUACAAUUUAUAUGGUCAUUUAACUCAAUUGAAGAUUUAGAUAAGUUUACUCGAGAAUUAGUUAAAUAUGUUAUAGUGCCCACUGAUUCCACAAUUAAACCUUCAAAAAUUAAAUUAUUAUCAUCUAGAUCAUUAUUUGGUUCAUUUAUAUUAAAAAUUUGCACAUGUUUUGCAUGUCUUAAAUUUGAUGAAAGUAAUUUAUUAUUUAAAUCAUUUAAACAAUUUAGAGAAUCAUCUAGAGAAUUAUACAUUAAUUAUGGAGGAAUCAUUAUUGAAAAGGAAGAAGAUCCAGAUUUACAAUUGUUUAAGAAAUUAAAUUCUAAAAUUGAUGAUCUUAAUUUAUCAUACGAUACUGAAUUAAUGUCACUACCCAAGACUGAUAUUUCAGUAUUAUUAGAUAAACAAAUUGAAAUUAUGGAAAGUUUUGGAACUCCAACACCAGAGAUUAUUAAAAAUGCAAUGAUGCUAAUGUUAAACUCAGAAGUGAAUCCGAAUAUAAAUAAAAUACAAAAUAUUUCAUUUAACAACUUACCUUCAUAUUAUUAUUUAAAAUAUCUCGAAAGUUUAUCACAAUCAAAUUAUAAUGAAAGUUUUAAUUAUUUACAUCAAUAUUUUGAUUAUAUGGUCAGUUCAAAUUCAAAAUAUUUUUAUCAUUUUGCAUUAAUUUCAAAGGCUUCAUUGCAUCAAUAUUUUAAUGAAGAUAAUAAAGCAUUGGAUACAAUUGAAGAAGCAAUAUCAAUAGCAAGAGAAAAUAAAGAUAAUUCAACAUUGACAUAUAUUCUAAGUUGGUUAUUUGAUUUUAUUAAAAAUAAACCAAAUCUUUGGAAAUUACAAAAUUUUUAUAAUAGUAAUGAUUCAAAUUUAUUAGAUUUUUUAAUUAUAAAACUGAAGGAUAUUUCACUGGUAUUGUAUUCAAUGGCAUAUUAUUUUAAAACAUUACAAAUGAUUUCAAAUAAUGAAUUAAUGGAAAAUUUUAUAACCAAUUCAAUAAAUUCUUUGUUUAUAUCAAUUGGUGAUUCAAAACCUACAUUUGUAAAAUCUUGUGAAUUGACGUCAAGUGUAUAUAAUAAGACAGGAGAAUCGUAUUUAAGUGAAAUUUAUAAUGAAUUAUCCAUGGAUUUUACUGAUAGAUUAAUUGAUAAAAUAAGUUUAAAGGUUAGAUUUUUAUAUUCUCGAUUUCUACAAGGUGGUAAUGAUGAAGAAAUAUAUCAAGAGUUUCAAGUUAUUAAAGAACAAUAUAUGGAUCAUUCUUUAUAUAAUUCAGUUCAAACCAGAAGUUCAAUCAUAUUGAUACGAAUAAAUUUAAAGAAAGGUAAAUUUAGAGUAGCUAAGGAAUUAAUUGAUAUACUUUUAGAUAAUGACAAUAAAAUAAUUGAGUUAAGAAAUGAAUUAAUUUUAUUACAGAUUGAAAUCGAAAUAUGUCUUGAGAAUUAUUCAUAUGCUAUGAAAUUAAUAUCACAAAUUGAAUCAACUAAUAAUUAUCUUCAUAUUAAAUUAGAUUUAUUAAAAUGCAAGAUACUUAAUAAAUGUGGGAAACAUUAUAGAUGUUUAAGCUUAUUAUUGCAAAACAUACAAUUAUGUGACAAGGUUGGAUUUUUACCACUUUACAUUGAAGGAAUGCUAAUAUAUCUAAACAUCUUAAAUGAGUUAGAUUAUAAAGAGGAAGUGCAAAAGAUUUGUCAAACGUUAAUACCCAAGAUUUUAUCAGUUGAUAAUUUAGAAUUCAUUUCAAUUGCUUAUUUUGAAUAUUCCAAAUCAAUCGAAUCACAAGAGAAACUACAAUAUUUAUCAAUUUCAAUAAAUAAUUGUAUUAAAAAUAAUGAUUUAAUAUUUUUAAGAAAAUGCUAUAAAUACAAGUUAACAAUUAAUGAUAAUAAUGAUGAAACAAUCAAUUUAUUAUCAAAUUUAAAAGAACAAAUUAA
This is a messenger RNA of Insectozyma verbasci, 2165 nucleotides long. The record is from the annotation of a GenBank genome assembly. Lineage: Eukaryota; Fungi; Ascomycota; Pichiomycetes; Serinales; Debaryomycetaceae.